UUUCAAGAUCAUUUCGGGGCGCCGAAGGCGGCUUUCCACUUUCCAGCACUUUAGGCGCCGUCAGGGGGUGGUUUGAGUUUUGACAGAGACAGGGUGGUUUGGUAUCUAAACCAAGGCCAUCUAUCUAAACUAUCUUGAAGGAUCUUGUCGAUGAUGAAAGAGUGCCGUGACGUCAUUGGCUCGAUAAGGAUGUGAUGACGUUAUUUUUUAAGUACCUUGCGUAAGACGGUUGAUCGUUGACGUGCGUCAGAAUUGAAGUCAGACUGGCGCCGUCACACGUGGAAGCGGAGAGCUGUGAAUAUCGGUAUUGGGAGUUUAUUUAAAAUUAUACAAGUGCAAAAGUUUGAUCUUGAUCUAUAACUAUGGCAGAGGAAGAAGCGUUGGAUAUCUUUGACGCCUCAAAGAAGAAGAAAAAGAAGAAGAAGACUCCGUUUGACAUUGACGCCGCUCUGGGCGAGGGUGGCGGAGCGUCGGCGAGCGCUGCGUCCGCAGCUGAGACAGCGCCGGCCGCCGACACCGCCGCCGGCUCCUCCAGCCAAGAUGCCGCCCCCUCCUCCUCCUACGCAAUCGAUGACGACAUUAACCUUGACCUGGAGACCUUUGGCAAAAAGAAGAAAAAGAAGAAGAUGCCGCUGAAUUUGGACGAGUUGGGUGAUGCAUUGCCAGUUGCUGAGCCCAAACCAGAGGUUGUUGAAGAGGCUGCCGAAGAUUUGGAUCUUGAUCUGGACAUGGACUUCAGUAAGAGUAAAAAGAAGAAGAAAAAGAAGAAGGACAUUGAGGAGCUGGUGGCGGGUGACGACGCUGAGAACGAGGAGCCCGCGGACCAGGACGGCACCGGCUGGGCGGGCACCGACCGCGACUACACCUACGACGAGCUGCUGACGCGCGUGUUUGACAUCAUGCGCGAAAAGAACCCCGACAUGGUGGCCGGCGAGAAGCGCAAGUUCGUGAUGCGCCCGCCACAGGUGGUGCGACUCGGCGCCAAAAAAUCCAGCUUCGUCAACUUUGCAGACAUCUGCAAAAUGCUCCACCGGCAGCCGCAGCACCUGCUAAACUUCCUGUUCGCCGAGCUGGGUACGUCGGGCUCUGUGGACGGCACCAACCAGCUCAUCAUCAAGGGCCGCUUCCAGCAGAAGCAGAUUGAGACAGUGCUGCGCCGCUACAUCAGGGAGUACGUGACCUGCCACACGUGCCGCUCGCCCGACACCAUUCUGCAGAAGGACACGCGCCUCUUCUUCCUGCAGUGCGAGUCGUGCGGCUCGCGGUGUACGGUCGCCUCGAUCAAGUCCGGUUUCCAGGCCGUCACCGGGAAGCGGUCCGUGCUCCGAGCCAAGGCGAGCUGAGCGGGCGCCGCGGAGGGACGCCAGCCGCGCCCCACCCACCCCCGAGUCAGUUUAUACCGCUCUAUAUUAUAAUAAACGGACACUGGUGUUUGG
Messenger RNA from Amphibalanus amphitrite, 1436 nucleotides. RefSeq names its product eukaryotic translation initiation factor 2 subunit 2-like. Gene Ontology annotation, cellular component: eukaryotic translation initiation factor 2 complex. Gene Ontology annotation, molecular function: translation initiation factor binding; mRNA binding; translation initiation factor activity. Lineage: Eukaryota; Metazoa; Arthropoda; Thecostraca; Balanomorpha; Balanidae. The record is from RefSeq and is a predicted model, not a curated record. The transcript has 8 exons. Bases 363 to 1343 code for a protein of 326 amino acids. Gene Ontology annotation, biological process: formation of cytoplasmic translation initiation complex; formation of translation preinitiation complex; translational initiation.